AUGUUCUUGACUGCAAAAAUACUUGUUUUCAUUGUGAGCAUUUUCCCAAGAGUGGCAACAGGCUUUGACAUUGGAUUAUCCACAAAAUGUGUAGUGAUACCUAAGGAGAUGGACAUGUGCCACGAAAUUGGAUACUCCGAAAUGAGGCUUCCCAACCUGAUGGGACACACAAGCAUGGCAGAGGUUAUCCUAAAAUCUACCACCUGGCAGCACCUUGCGCAAACGGACUGUCACCCUCACGUGAGGACGUUCCUGUGCUCCUUGUUUGCACCCAUCUGUUUAGAUACGUUUAUCCAUCCUUGUAGGAGCAUGUGUGUGGCUGUCCGUGACAGCUGUGCCCCCGUGCUCGCCUGCCAUGGACACCCCUGGCCUGACAGCCUGGACUGCGAUCGCUUCCCUGCAGACGAGGACAUGUGCCUGGCAUCUCUUACAAUGGAACAUAAAUACAAAGUCCUUCCAAAGCCUGCCUGCCAGACCUGCCCAGCAGUGGAGGAAUUCUUUACGCACAAAAGAGUUCUUGAAGUUUUCUGUGCCAGUAACUUUGCAGUGAAAGUAAAGCUCUCCAAGAAGAGAACACUAUUUGGUCACCAAGAGUAUAACAUUGAUUGCCAAGUGGAAUUCACUACCCAAGGCUCACUCUUGCCUUACGAAACUCAGAGUAUGAUACAGCAGUGGCUGCUUAUCAAUGAAAACUGUACGCAGAGGAUGGCUCCCACCCAUCAUCCCAUGGUGUAUCUCCUUGUGGGGAACAUUGAGGAGGGCAUCGUUUUAGUUAACCAGGUUUAUCGUUGGCAGAGGAGGGACUCCCAGCUGACUUUGGCCACUCAGAAGUGGAGAUACCACAAAUGCUUGUAA
This is a messenger RNA of Colius striatus (speckled mousebird), 855 nucleotides long. RefSeq names its product secreted frizzled-related protein 2. Gene Ontology annotation, molecular function: Wnt-protein binding. The coding region runs from base 1 to 855 and encodes 284 amino acids. The transcript is spliced from 4 exons. Gene Ontology annotation, biological process: non-canonical Wnt signaling pathway; canonical Wnt signaling pathway; negative regulation of canonical Wnt signaling pathway. NCBI's taxonomy places the organism in Eukaryota, Metazoa, Chordata, Aves, Coliiformes, Coliidae. The record is from RefSeq and is a predicted model, not a curated record.